Cololabis saira (Pacific saury) is the source of this 636-nucleotide messenger RNA. RefSeq lists its product as uncharacterized. The annotation marks the transcript as partial. The transcript has 5 exons. Lineage: Eukaryota; Metazoa; Chordata; Actinopteri; Beloniformes; Belonidae. The record is from RefSeq and is a predicted model, not a curated record.
AGAAAACAAAAGAAAAAAGAGGAAAAAAAAGGAAAGAGAAAAAAAGAAGAAAAAAAGGAAAAAAGAAGAAAAAAAGAGGAAAAAAAGGAAAAAAUAGAAAAAAAGAAGAAAAAAGGAAAAAAGAAGGAAAAAGAGGAAAAAAGGAAAAAAGAGGAAAAAAAGGAAAAAAGAGAAAGAAAGAAAGAAAGAAAGAAAGAAAAGAAAGAAAGAAAGAAAGAAAGAAAGAAAGAUGAAAGAAAGAAAGAAAGAAAGAAAGAAAGAAAGAAAGAAAGAAAGAAAGAAAGAAAGAAAGAAAGAAAGAAAGAAAGAAAGAAAGAAAGAAAUGAGCUUGAAAGAAAGAAAGAAAGAAAGAAAGAAAGAAAGAAAGAAAGAAAGAAAGAAAGAAAGAAAGAAAGAAAGAAAGAAAGAAAGAAAGAAAGAAAGAAAGAAAGAAAAAUUCCCAUUGAUGACGAAAAAAGGGAAAAAAGAAGAAAAAAGACAAAAAGGAAAAAAAGAAGAAAAAAAAGAAAAAAGAAAAAAGAGAAAAAAAGGAAAAAAGAGAAAAAAGAAGAAAGGAAAAAAAAGAAAAAGAGGAAAAAAAGAAGAGAAAAAAAGAAAAAAGAAGAAAAAAAGGAAAAAAGGAAGAAAAAAAAGGAA